This is a messenger RNA of Salvia hispanica, 2232 nucleotides long. The record is from RefSeq and is a predicted model, not a curated record. NCBI's taxonomy places the organism in Eukaryota, Viridiplantae, Streptophyta, Magnoliopsida, Lamiales, Lamiaceae.
AUGAACACAAGUCCAGAUAUUGAUUUGAAGCCUAAAGUUGGUAUGGAAUUUGAUAGCUUAGAUGAUGCUUGGAUGUUUUGGGUUCAAUACGGAGGAAAAGCUGGAUUCGGAGUCAGGAAACAUUAUUUUAACAAAUGCAAAAAAACGGGUCGAACAACAUCAUAUAAAUAUGUUUGUUGUAAGGAAGGAGUGCGUCAAGAAGACAAAAGAGAUUCAUUGAGAAAAAAUCCUCGACUUGAGACUCGAACAAAUUGUAAAGUAAGAUUGGGGGUGACUUAUGUGAAUGGUGUGUAUAAAGUAAACGAGUUUAUUGAAGAGCAUAAUCAUCCUCUUCAUCUCCCCGAGACAGUACAUAUGUUAUCUUCUCAACGUCGCAUUACAGAAGUUCAAGCCCAUGAGAUAGAUUUGGCGGAUGAUGUUGGGCUAAAUCAGAAAUCGUCUUUUAAUUUGAUGAGUAGACAAGCUGGAGGAAGAGAUGGCAUUGGUUACACAAUAUUGGAUGCUAAGAAUUAUCUUCGUACUAAGAGACAGAGAAGCAUGGUAUAUGGUGAAGUCGGUUGUCUAAUGAAAUACUUUCAAGAUCAACUAUCCAAAAAUCCGUCAUUCUAUCAUGCGAACCAAAUGGAUAUGGAAGAGCAGAUAACUAAUGUUUUUUGGGCAGAUGCAAGAAUGUUGAUCGACUAUGAGUACUUUGGCGAUGUUGUGUCAUUAGAUACCACUUAUUGUACUAAUCGUGAUAAUAGACCCCUUGCCGUGUUCUCAGGUUUCAAUCAUCAUAGAAGAGCUGUGAUUUUCGGUGCAUCACUUUUGUAUGAUGAAACAACAGCUUCAUUUAAAUGGUUGUUUGAAACUUUUUUGGAGGCACACAAAAACAAAAGGCCUCUGACUGUCUUUACCGAUCAAGAUCAAGCUAUGGCAAAAGCUUUGCACGAGGUAAUGCCAGAUACAUUUCAUGGAUUAUGCACAUGGCACUUAAUGCAAAAUGGAAUCAAACACUUGGGAAAUCUUAUGAAGGAAGGAUCGUGUUUCUUGACAGAUUUUAAAAGGUGUAUGUAUGGCUUUGAGGAUGAGGCCAAGUUUGAGGAGGCUUGGAGUAACUUAUUGACACAGUUUAAUCUCCACGACAACACGUGGUUGAAACAUAUGUACAACGUGAAGGAGAAAUGGGCAUGUUGCUAUAUAAAAGCCUUCACCCUUGGUAUGAGAAGCACACAACUUAGUGAAAGUGUCAAUUCUACUAUCAAGAAUUGUACCAUGCCAACCUUAAACAUUGCACAAUUUUUUAAGAAUUUUGAGCGUGUCGUGGAGGAUAAACGGUAUAACGAACUAAAGUGUGAUUUUGAGGCACGCCAAAAAUUGCCUAGGUUGAGGUUGGAGAGUUCUCCCAUGUUACAACAACUUUCUAAGAUUUAUACUCCAUCCGUUUUUGAUCUGUUUCAGAAUGAGUUCAUCUUGUUUGCAGCUGCAUAUAUAGAGCAUAAAGAUGAGUCAGGAUCAUUAUUCGAAUAUGUCAUCAAACUAAUCAAUCAUGAUGGAGAAUGGAGGGUGACCUAUGAUCCUAAUACAAAGAUGAUUCAUUGUAGUUGCCGAAGGUUUGAGAUGAUAGGAUUGAUAUGUUGUCAUUCUGUGAAAGUGUUUGAUGUGUUAGACGUGAAGUUGCUUCCGGAGAAUUACAUUCUUAAAAGAUGGACAAGAGAAGCUAGAGCUGGUGUAGUGCACGACUAUGUAGGCAAUGAAGUUGAAGAAAAUUCUAAAUUGCAAAGUGCUGAGCGGUAUAGGAGACUAUGUCAAAUGCUUAUAAGGUUGGCUAAUGAAGCUUCUGUUCACCAAUCAACCUUCUCCUUGGUGCAUGAAACGAUGUCUGAUCUCUAUAAAAAGGUAAUGGAAAUGCGUUCAAAAGAAGAUGACCAAGAAAAUAGGAACAAUGCGAAGAUUUCCCCAGUUGUUUCUCAUAUGAUGGUAUCAAAAGGAUUCAAGAAAAAGGUUGUUGGAGCACAAAAUUCAUUGCAUGUUGCAAGUCCAACACUUCCAACAUCUAAUGCAUGCCUUGAAAGGACUGGAAAUUAUUUAAGUUUCACUGAAUUGUUAACGGCACCAUUAGAUCAAACCUUAUAUUCUGUUGAUGGAACAAAUUCCAGCAUAACAAGCAGAACAAGCAGCUUAAGUCCAAGAUGCAUUGAAUGGAGCUCUGGAGGCAUAUCUAGCAUCAACUAUCAAGAUCAAGAUCAUUGA